Molecule: messenger RNA, 2345 nt
Organism: Aspergillus alliaceus
Lineage: Eukaryota; Fungi; Ascomycota; Eurotiomycetes; Eurotiales; Aspergillaceae
Product: putative C6 transcription factor
Exons: 4
Coding region: 79-2235 (718 amino acids)
Biological process (GO): DNA-templated transcription; positive regulation of transcription from RNA polymerase II promoter by galactose
Cellular component (GO): nucleus
Molecular function (GO): RNA polymerase II cis-regulatory region sequence-specific DNA binding; zinc ion binding; DNA-binding transcription factor activity, RNA polymerase II-specific
Source: RefSeq, a predicted model, not a curated record
GCGACUUGUCCCAGCAACAAAAACAGCGAUCAUCUCUCCCCUUUCCUCACCGUUCUCGUCGGCAUUAAUCUCCUUCAAAUGUCUGCCCCGAUCGAUGAUCAUGCAAGCCACACCGCGGGCCACGGGGACAAUCAUACCGUAGAGAACGACACAGACUCCCACGAGCCCCGUCCACCGCGGAAAAGACGGAAAUAUAUUGCAAAGGCAUGCAAUGAGUGCAAGCGGCGCAAAAUCAAAUGCAACGGGGAGUCACCAUGCCAACGUUGCGGACGACAACGGAUUAGCUGCGUGUAUGCGGAAGGUCCACGACACGACACCCAGGGCAAUGAACAAUUCGAGCAACUGUGCGAGCAAAUGAGAGCUAUGCAGGAGCAGAUCACGGCUUUAACGGCGGCAGUUCAUGCUCUGACUCAAGGUGCUACCGUUCCGAGCACGCUAUCCCGACCGGACGAAAGUCAUCAAGCUGUGUUCCCGCAGAGGCCGUUUCGGCGCGUGUCCUCGGCUAAAGAGUUGACGUUUCAGGGUCCCACCACUUCGGCGUUUAGUUUUGGUCUUGCGAAAUCGAGUCUUCAGCGUCGUGGGAUCGUGGAGCGGAAUGAUGGUGGUGAGGAUGGGGAUGGGGAUGUGACUCAGGAGCCGUCGCCUAUGCCGUCCCCUCCUUCGCUGACUCGAAUGUUGAACCCGCGGCAGGGUGAUGUGUUGUGGACUAUCGGGAAGGAUGAGGCUCUUCGAUUGUGUAGAGUGUACGAGGAAGAGAUGGGGAUUAUGUAUCCUGUGUUGGAUCUGCAGCAGCUUCUGAAUCAGGUCAAUAUCCUUUACAGUCAGAUACGAACGGAGGCCUGGACAGACGUUUCUGUACAGUCUCAUGGUGGUGAGAAGGAGCUGGAUAAGUAUGAUGUGGAUAUACUCCGGUUGGUCUUUGCAUGCGCGUUGACGCUCGAAGCGAGUGGAAGCAGCGACUUGGCUAUGAGGCUGUUUGAAAAUGUCCAAGGAGUGGCAGAUAAUUGUGUUUGGGGGCCUCCUGACAUUAGAGGUAUUAUAUUCUUGACCUUGGUGUCGAUCUUUUACUUUCAGAUGGAUGAGGAAACGCUUGCAUGGCGGACAAUCGGUAUCGUGGAACGCAUGUGUCUGGAGAAAGGUCUUCACCGACGGGAAACACUUCAGCAACCAGCUGUUCUAGCUGAAGGAAGAGAGCGCGUCUUACGAUUGUUCUGGUCAAUUUACGUUCUGGACAUGCGUUGGAGCUUUGGAACUGGCAUGCCAUUCGCCUUAGAAGACAGUGAUAUUGAUCCCUGGCUGCCGGAGCCAGAGGAGAAAACACCCUACUUGCGGGUAAUGAUCCGGUAUAGUCGCAUUGCGGCUAAAGUUUGGAAAUUUAUAUCCGCUUUCAACAACACCAACGAGAUCAAGAAGGAUGAAAUGAACUACCUGGAUUGGCAGGUCCUGAGGUGGGCUGCCGCAAUCCCUGAAUCUCUGCGUCUUGACCAGCCAUUUGAACAAACUCAACAGGAACCGCGGAGCAUCCGUCGGCUGCGCUGCUUACUGUAUCUUCGCGCUAAUCAAUUGCGGAUGCUGAUAUAUCGGCCAGUCCUGCACUCAGCAGCUCAUAUCGUACGCUAUCCGGCAGAAUCGCAGGUAGUCGUUGAUCUCGCCAAGGACACUAUCCAGUUCAUCACCAAACUAAAUGCAACGUCGGAUAUUUACCGGCUGCAGCAGGUCACGUUCAACUGGUUUCUCGUGUCAGCCCUUGCCGUUCUAUUUCUCGCCGUAGCGCAGACACCCGCUCAAUUCAGCAGCCACUGCAAAGAGGAAUUCUACAUGGCCGUGGAAUUAGUGAAAGGCUUCUCGCCACGGUCAUACGUAUCUCGACGGCUGUGGAGGUCAAUUAAGAGCCUCCGCAAACUGGGUCCACAACUGGGAUUACAGACCCACCGACAAGGAGACGAGACAGAUCAGAGUGCUCUCGAGCCACCAGAUGGUAGCACGGCUGUCGAACCCCUGGAGCAAGUGCCGGCAUCCAGUAUACAGAGCCAUACCACACCGGACGGGGUCCAAAUGACGCGGGAACUAAUGGAAUGGUUCGAGGCGGUGGGCAACAUCGAAGAGCAGAUCAUGUCAGUCGGAAACGGAGCGCAGACCUUUGACGAGCCGUGGCAAUAUGGAGCGCGCAUGGGGAAUGGGUAUAUGUUCGACUAUGGGAGCGAGCUGUCCAGUGUGAUGAGAGACUGCUUCUGAUGGCAGUCCAAAAAGUUAUAAAUGGGGAUCUGGAUAUUUCCUCAUUCUCUACAAUAGAUUUCUGUAUGAGGUAAAUAUAAUUAGAGGGUUAAAAAUAAUUAAUAGUGGAC